Molecule: messenger RNA, 702 nt
Organism: Schistocerca gregaria
Lineage: Eukaryota; Metazoa; Arthropoda; Insecta; Orthoptera; Acrididae
Exons: 3
Coding region: 1-702 (233 amino acids)
Source: RefSeq, a predicted model, not a curated record
AUGGAGACUUGUAGGGUUUACGCCGCGGCAGGCAUUCGGGAGCCGCCCUCGCUGGAGCACGCGCAAAUUUGCAGCCACUUCAGGUUAACAGCAAACAAUACGCGGUCAUGUGGCGGUCCGCAGACUCUGAGGGGAAAACCGGCGGCGGCGGCGUCUCGGCAACAACGGCGGUCCAGUCCAGCGCAGAGGGCGACGGCCAAGUUAUAUUGCGGGGGGCCGACUGCGCGGCCCAAGUUGUUUGCCGCGGGCGCGGGCACGGGCCGGGUGACACUGUUUGCGCAAGUCGCGCGCCGCGCAGACACGCCGUCGCGAGCCACCGCCCCCACAAAGCCGUCGGAAAUGCGCGUGGCCGCGAGCUCUCGGGCGUACCGAGCGCGAACGUCACGCGGCGAACAAGUGGACGCCGUGAGAGCGAGCGGGCGGCACAAGGGGCGGGCGCCGACGCCGAGUCGCGACCGACUACUGCCUACCGUCCUCGCAGCCGCCGCCGCCGCCGCCGCCGCCGCCGCCGCCGCACGUCCGCAACAGCCGGCGCGCAACACGGCGGCCCGCGCAUGCGCACACAGCACGCUGGACGCCGCCGUCUUGGCAUCCACGCCUCCCGCCAGCACGCCGCGAGCACUUUCGCUUGUCGCCGCUCAGCUCUGCUGCGAUGUGCGGGGGAUUCAAGUGACGGAGCUGUACCGACGUGAUUCUUCGUAA